This is a messenger RNA of Adineta ricciae, 1773 nucleotides long. The record is from the annotation of a GenBank genome assembly. Lineage: Eukaryota; Metazoa; Rotifera; Eurotatoria; Adinetida; Adinetidae.
AUGGCAAACAAAAAACGAAAGAAUAAUCGUAAGGCAUCAGCGAAAACCGUGCGGCAGAUGAAUUGGAUGGAUGAUAUUCAAUUGUUACCGGAUAGUAUUGACAAAAAACUACUAGAUGAAUGCUCUGAACUGAUUCAGAAUUUUAUUGGGAAUGAAAGAUCAUCACCAUCGAAGCGUGUUAGGUCAAAAUCAAAAUCGACAAAACAUUCCAUCACGAACAACAAAAAAGUUGCUAAAAAAGGUCCACAACAGAAGUCGUACCAUCAACAAUCAAAAACAACGAAAUUAAAAAGCGCUUUACGAAAGAAAAAUCUUCCGCCAUCAUUUCAGUACAGUUCAACGGCAUUUACAAAUGCUUACCCUUACCAUACACCACCAUUUCCAUGUUAUCAUUCAUACGGUCCAAUCCAAUGUCCGAAAAAUAAAUUACCUAUGCCAAGAGAUCUCUGGUAUCGUAUUGUUUAUUCUCAACUCCUAGAACAACAAUUAAUGCCGUCUUUGAAAAGAAAACAAGAAGAAGUUGAAAACAAUAGAUCGAUUGAUGAUUCGUCAGUUUGGCAUAGUAUGCUACGAGAUUUUUGUUGUUUACAUUGUCGUUGGAAGGAAAAUUUAGAUGACAGAUCGAUCAGCAGUAGUCCACGACGACAGCAAACGAUGAAUGCAGCGUUUUCAUCACCAGCCAUAGCGACGAAAAUGCUCAUAUUAGAUGACGUACAAACUCCUAUCACAAAAGAAGAGUCGCUAUUCGUAGCACCAUCUAAAUCUCGCAAAUCUUAUCUAAUCAAUCAGCUGGAGUAUGUUCCUGAAACUUUGCCAUUGGAAAGCGAACAUGAUCCAAGCCAGUCAACUGAGAAAACUGUUCUGUCAACUCAAUCUGCAUACACCGAAUUACCCACUCAUCCAAAGAUUCUUCGUAGCUUGUCGACCUAUGCUGCAUUGGAACAGAUUCCAUCCAAUUCAAAUCCUUCUGCGCCCUCCAUCAUUUUGCACGAUCAACCAACUAUUGAAGAAUCACUUCUAACGACGGCAUCACACCCAUCUCAAGACCUACCAAAGAUUGUAUCGAUUGGGGACGUUGUGGAGCCUCCUUCCAUUAUAUUCGAUCAUCCCAUAUACAAUCAACUGGUUGGAUAUUAUCAACUUCAAGACGUUCUUCAAGUUGAAUUAUUCAAACGACUGAAUCGUCGAUUGAUACACAUACGUCAAACAUUGAAGAACAUGUCAUCCAACGAUAUCGAAAUAAAACUAAAAUACAAGCGUGAUGCAUUAGCCAGAAAAAGACAAAUUCCAGUGGAGUCCUUGACCAAGGAUGAACGACUGGCUAUGGCCGAACUUCAACCAUCCGCCAUUACUCAAUCUGUAGCUCUCAUUUCGACGACAGCAACUCAAAUCAGUGAUAAAACAGAAACAUUUCUUUCAUGGGCGCACCCGCUUCUGUCUCACUUCAUGAACAAUCUAUUUGAACAUUCAACAUCGUUACGUAAAAUUCAAAUACACAAACAGCUGGCUCGACGAUACGAACAUAUUUGUGCGAAAGCGAAAGAGUUCAACACAAAACAAUUGCAAACACAAAUCCACGCCAAAUCGAAGGGUUCGUAUUCAAUGUUAACAAUCAAAAGACAGAUAUCAUAUGCAAUGAUUUCAGCUUUAAUACAACAAAAAACUAUUGCGAAACCGACUGAAGAUCAAUGUCUACGAAUGGCCGAAUUGAAAUUAUGUCUGUUCGAGCUUGCACGAGAACAAUCCGAGCGAAAUCAAUUAAACUUGGAAUAA